AUGCCAUCAACACAUAUUGAACGUUAUAUACGUUCUAUAUUUGUGCAAAAUAUACCAGCUGGUAUAACAGAAGAUCUUUUUCGGCAAAUGUUGAGUCAAUUUGGAGCUUUAAUUCAUUUUCAUAUGUUUCUUGAUCCAAAUGCAGCAAAUAAUACAAAUGAACAAAAUAUACAAACACCAAGAAGUUAUGCUUUUGCUGAAUUUGCAUCGAAUGAAAUUGCACAAAAGGUUAUUAAUAAAUUAAAUGGACUUGAUUUGGGUGGUUUUCGACUUGUUGUUGAUUUACUUUCUAAUCAAGCUGAACCAAUUAUAAAUUUAUUUGAACAAUUUUGUUCUACAAAAACAACAGUUACAUCGUCAAAUAAAAAUGAUCCUCGUCUUGCUAAUACAAUAAUAUCACAAAGUUCUCAACCACCAUCAGCACAGUUAUCCUCAACAACAACGACUGAAUCAGCAAAUAUGAGUGCUACUAUGAAUGCAACAAACAAUACUACUACUACUAAUAAUAAUAAUAAUAAUAAAGAAGAACGUGAAUCAAUUUCAAAUGCUGUUGCGUCAUUACCACCAGCUCAAAUGUUUGAAUUAAUGAAACAAAUGAAACAAUGUAUUGAAGCAAAUCCAAAUGAAGCUAAAACACUUUUAUCAACAAAUCCUCAAUUAGCAUAUGCUCUUUUACAAGCACAAGUUGUUAUGAGAAUAGUCGAUCCUCAAGUAGCAAUGGUAUUACUUAAUCGUACUGAUAAAGAUGUUAUACCAGCUCCUACUGAUGUUAAAAAACCACCAACAACAACAGCACAACCAACAGCAGCAGCUACUGCUCCACUUCCACUUCCAGUUACAGCUAAUCCAACUGCUCCAUUUCCUUUUCCAGUCAUACCUGGUGCUCCAUUUUCAAUGCCUAUGAUGGCUCCUAAUGCUGCUACUGCUCAACAAGCUGCAGCUACUGCUCUUUUUCAAGCAGCUCUUCUUUCAGGUGCUGGAAUGUUUCCUGGUUCAUUAAUACCACCACCUAUGCAACAUGCUGCACCAUUUCCACCUGUUCAACCAUCAUUUCCACCUCAAAUAAAUCCUUUAGCACCACCAAUACGUACACCAAAUCUUGAUGAGAAUGCUGCGUUACUUUUAUUACAAUUAGAUGAUGCUCAAUUAGCACAAUUACCACCAGCACAGAGUAUGCAAAUUCGAUCAUUACGUGAACAAAUUGCUAAAACUGGUUUAUUACCUAAAAUGUAG
Molecule: messenger RNA, 1233 nt
Organism: Rotaria sordida
Lineage: Eukaryota; Metazoa; Rotifera; Eurotatoria; Philodinida; Philodinidae
Source: the annotation of a GenBank genome assembly